AUGGCGAUCGCAUCUCCGUCCGCUCCAAGCUUCUCCGCCUCCUUCUGCCGUACUCGCACAGAGACACCCUCAACCUUCACUCGCAUCCCGUCCAUUUUCACUCACCGAGCCAAGCCUCGCCCACUCACUCGCCGACUCGCCCUCAGCGCUCGGUUCAACAAGUCCACUUCUUCCGAUGCCGGAGGCUCAGUCUCGCCGGACAACGGUGAGCCGGAAAACGGUGAACCGGACGACAGUGAACUUCAGUACGAGCUCUUCCACGGCUUAUCGCCCCAGCGUUGUCGGAAAGGAUCCCCGGUGUUCGUCACGCUACCUUUGGACACCGUCGGCCCACUGGGUCUACUGCGGAGGCCCAGGGCUAUGGUUCAGUCGCUUAAGGCCCUCGCGGCGGCCGGAGUCGAAGGCGUGGUCAUGGAGGUGUGGUGGGGCCUGGUGGAGAGAGAUCAGCCUAUGCUUUACAAUUGGGAAGGCUACUUGGAGAUCGUUGCUUUGGCUCGACGCUGCGGAUUGAAGGUUCGUGCCGUCUUGGCGUUUCAUCAGUGUGGCACUGGGCCGGAGGACCCUCAUUGGAUUCCUCUUCCUCUGUGGGUACUUGACGAGAUUGAUAAAGAUCCAGAUUUAGCAUAUUCUGACAGAUUUGGAAGAAGAAAUAUGGAAUACGUUUCACUCGGGUGUGAUAUGCUUCCUGUUUUGCUGGGACGUUCACCUCUCCAAGCAUAUGCAGAUUUUAUGAGGAACUUCAGAGACACUUUUAGGCCUUUUCUUGGUGUUGUCAUAACACGCAUUCAAGUUGGGAUGGGUCCUGCUGGUGAAUUAAGAUACCCUUCUUGUCCUACCCAGAAACUAACAUGGGCUUGGCGAUCUCGUGAGCUUGGAGAGUUUCAGUGCUAUGACAAGUAUAUGCUUGCGUCUCUCAAUGCAUGUGCAAGAGCCAUUGGGAUGCCUGAAUGGGGAAAUGGGGGCCCUAUUGGUGCAGGCAAUUUGAUGCAGAAUCUUGAACAGACAGAUUUCUUCAAAAGUCAUCAUGGAUCCUGGACUACACCAUAUGGUAAUUUUUUUCUUGAAUGGUACUCAGGAAUGCUGCUUCUGCAUGGUGAAAGGAUAUGCAGGGAGGCUGAGACCAUUUUCCGGGGCACAGAAGCUAGUACAUCAGUAAAAGUAGCUGGGAUCCACUGGCAUUAUCGCACUCAGUCUCAUCCGUCAGAGAUUACAGCUGGCUAUUACAAUACUAGACUAAGAGAUGGAUAUUUACCAAUUGCUCGCAUGUUGGCUAAGUUUGGAUUUACUUUGUGCUGCUCAUGUUUUGAAUUGCAAGAUCUGGAAGAACAACGGAUGAAUCCAGUCGGUAGCCCAGAAGGCCUUCUCAGACAGCUGCUCUCAGCUGCUCGGGUGUGUGAUAUACCCCUAGAAGGUGAAACUUCUACAACCAGUUUGGACCAUCAAUCGUUUCAACAGGUGGUAAGGAUGUCAAAGUUUUACUCAUAUGGUCUAGAGAAGCCCUCUUUUUCGUUCAACUUUGUGAGGAUGGACAAGAAGAUGUUUGAAUAUCAUAACUGGAUUCGUUUCAAUCGUUUUGUGAGGCAAAUGUCUGAUGCCAAUGCUUUUCGAGCCAAGUUAGAGGUUGAUGCAAUGCCUGAUACACGUCGGUCUCCCACUUCCAUUUCGGAUGUUGCAAAAUUUGGAAUGGGUUCAACAUAUUGUUAG
Prunus armeniaca (apricot) is the source of this 1704-nucleotide messenger RNA. The record is from the annotation of a GenBank genome assembly. Lineage: Eukaryota; Viridiplantae; Streptophyta; Magnoliopsida; Rosales; Rosaceae.